Molecule: messenger RNA, 2064 nt
Organism: Syngnathus acus (greater pipefish)
Lineage: Eukaryota; Metazoa; Chordata; Actinopteri; Syngnathiformes; Syngnathidae
Product: nucleolar protein dao-5-like
Exons: 5
Biological process (GO): nucleosome assembly
Cellular component (GO): nucleosome
Molecular function (GO): protein heterodimerization activity; structural constituent of chromatin; DNA binding
Source: RefSeq, a predicted model, not a curated record
AUCCAUCUUGUUCCGUGGAAGCAGCUAACACUUCAAUAAUGUCUGGCAGAGGAAAGGGCGGUAAGGGUUUGGGCAAAGGUGGCGCCAAGCGUCACCGUAAAGUCCUUCGUGACAACAUCCAGGGUAUCACCAAGCCCGCCAUUCGCCGCCUUGCUCGGCGCGGUGGAGUCAAGCGUAUCUCCGGACUCAUCUAUGAGGAAACUCGUGGUGUGCUUAAGGUCUUCCUGGAGAAUGUCAUUCGUGACGCCGUGACCUACACGGAGCACGCCAAGAGGAAGACCGUCACCGCCAUGGAUGUGGUCUACGCCCUCAAAAGGCAGGGGCGCACUCUGUACGGCUUCGGCGGCAAGAUCAGCAUGCCUGACCCCGCGAAGUCUGCGCCCAAGAAGGGCUCCAAAAAAGCCGUCACCAAGUCCGCCGCCAAGCCUGGCAAGAGGAGGAGGAAGGGAAGAAAGGAAAGCUAUGCCAUCUACGUGUACAAGGUCCUGAAGCAGGUCCACCCCGAUACCGGCAUCUCUUCCAAGGCCAUGAGCAUCAUGAACUCGUUCGUCAACGACAUUUUCGAGCGCAUCGCCUCCGAGGCCUCCCGCCUGGCGCACUACAACAAGCGCUCUACCAUCACGUCCAGGGAGAUUCAGACCGCCGUGCGCCUACUGCUCCCCGAAAUGGCAGAAGUCCCACCAGCUCCAGCCGCCCCGGCGGCGAAAAGCGCCGCUAAGAAAAAGGCUCCUUCUAAGCCUAAAUCGCCCGGACCGAGCGCCAGUGAGCUCAUCCUCGAAGCCGUGUCAGCGUCGAAAGAGCGCAAUGGCGUCUCUCUGGCCGGACUCAAGAAGUACAUGCUCGCUAAAGGCUACGACGUGGAGAAGAACAAGUCUCGCCUGAAGACUGUCAUCAAGGGGAUGGUGGCAAAGGGAACUUUGGACCAGACCAAGGGCACCGGCGCUUCCGGCUCCUUCAAGAUGAGCAAGAAGGUAGAUAUCAAAACAACAAAAGCGUCCGCUAAGCCAAAGAAGACUCCCGUCAAAGCCAAGAAAGUCCCGGUGAAGAAGCCCGCGCCAAGCAAGAAGCCUAAAGCCACUGCAGCGAAGGCUGCUGUCAAGAAGGCAACUAAAAAGUCCGCGUCGCCUAAGAAGACCAAGAAGCCCGUCAAGAGCGCCAAGAAACCGGCUGCGUCGCCCAAAAAAGCCCCUGCGGCCAAGAAGGCUGUCGCCGCUAAGAAGUCUCCUGCCAAGAAGGCCGCUAAGCCCAGAACGCGCUGUCUCGCCUGGAUAAAACCCGCAGCUCGCAACGAUUUCCUCAUUCUCUCUUUUAGAGGACAUUCUCUAACAAUGGCAAGAACGAAGCAGACAGCUCGUAAGUCCACCGGAGGUAAGGCUCCUAGGAAGCAGCUGGCCACUAAGGCAGCCCGUAAAAGUGCCCCUGCCACCGGCGGUGUCAAGAAACCUCAUCGCUACAGGCCCGGUACCGUGGCCCUUCGCGAAAUCCGCCGCUACCAGAAAUCGACCGAGCUGCUGAUCCGCAAACUGCCCUUCCAGCGCCUGGUUAGGGAGAUCGCCCAGGACUUCAAGACCGACCUGCGUUUCCAAAGCUCAGCUGUCAUGGCUUUGCAGGAGUCUAGCGAGGCUUAUCUGGUGGGCCUCUUUGAGGACACCAACUUUCUGAUAAAAAAAUAAAAAACAGAAAUGUCUGGCCGCGGAAAAGGGGGUAAAGGGCUCGGUAAGGGAGGCGCAAAGCGUCACCGCAAGGUUCUGCGUGACAACAUCCAGGGCAUUACAAAGCCCGCUAUCCGCCGUCUAGCGCGCCGUGGUGGAGUAAAGCGCAUCUCUGGUUUGAUUUACGAAGAGACCCGUGGUGUGCUUAAAGUAUUUUUGGAGAACGUCAUCCGCGACGCUGUUACCUACACCGAACACGCCAAGAGGAAGACAGUCACCGCAAUGGACGUGGUUUACGCCCUCAAGAGGCAGGGCCGCACUCUCUACGGCUUUGGCGGCUAAAAUCAUAAUCCUCCACAAACAAAAAGGUCCUUUUAAGGGCCACACACUUCUACCAAAACGAGUAUGCAUU